Molecule: messenger RNA, 540 nt
Organism: Perkinsus marinus ATCC 50983
Lineage: Eukaryota; Perkinsozoa; Perkinsida; Perkinsidae
Product: tubulin alpha chain, putative
Exons: 1
Biological process (GO): microtubule cytoskeleton organization; mitotic cell cycle
Cellular component (GO): microtubule; cytoplasm
Molecular function (GO): structural constituent of cytoskeleton; GTP binding
Source: RefSeq, a predicted model, not a curated record
AUGCGUGAAGCUAUCUGCAUCCACGUCGGCCAGGGUGGUCUUCAGGUUGGCAAUGCCUGUUGGGAGCUCUUCUGCCUCGAGCACGGCAUUCAGCCUGAUGGACAGAUGCCUUCCGAUAAGACUAUCGGUGGUGGUGAUGACGCCUUCAACACCUUCUUCUCGGAGACUGGUGCUGGCAAGCAUGUCCCUCGAUGCGUCUUCGUCGAUCUCGAGCCCACUGUUAUUGAUGAGGUUCGUACCGGUACCUACAGGCAGCUCUUCCAUCCUGAGCAACUCAUUUCCGGCAAGGAGGAUGCGGCCAACAACUUCGCCCGUGGUCACUACACCAUUGGUAAGGAGAUCGUCGAUCUCUGUCUUGAUCGUAUCCGGAAGCUUGCUGAUAACUGUACUGGUCUGCAGGGCUUCCUCGUGUUCAACGCUUGUGGUGGUGGUACCGGUUCUGGCUUGGGCUGCCUCAUUCUUGAGCGCCUCAGUGUCGACUACGGCAAGAAGUCGAAGCUCUCCUUCACUAUCUGGCCCUGCCCUCAGGUAUCUACUGCG